UGAUCUCAUCUCCCUUGACGAUCAACAGUAGGUUUUGAAAAGCCGCCCUCCAUUUAUUCAAUGCAUAUAAUAUGUGUAUAUGGAUCCUAAAAACCCACGUGUGCGGCAAACUUUGUGUGUCCUGUAUAGACUGAUUCAAGGCAUUUCUUCCACUCCUGAACUAUACAUAUCCAUUGGUGGUCUGUGUCUGUCCUUUCGUAUCUUUUAACGAGGCAGUUCGUUCGGUGUCGCAUUAUGCUACGGUCACAGUUCCGCAGAACACGAGUGUGUGUCCCCGUCAAGUCAUCUGCUCCGAAAGAGCAGAAAACCACUUUUUCGCUUCACUUAUGGUUUUACUAGUCGGAUGUGAUCUCGACAAAGAUGGGAAAAGCAUCCAGUAAACUAAAAUCAAAACGCAGUCAAAGUAUUGCAUGGAGUUUCCGGUUUCCAUCGAUGGGGGCUCUUCAGAAUUUGGGGACUAAUAAUCGCAAACGGAAACGAGAUGACCUCUCUAUUUCCGUGAAUUGUAAGGACAUGCGCCCAAACAGGCACACAGUUCAUUUACAAUCGGAUGUUGUCAAAUCUGAACUAAUUAUCACACCUCCGUAUAAUGAAAAUGAAUUUAAAUUCAAUGAUCGAAUCACCGGGGCGGAGAACAAGGAGGAGGAGGAGGAGAAGGACCAAAAGGUGAAGGAACAAGAAAAAAAAGAGGGGCACGACGCAUGCCUUUUUCGAUCAAGACCCUUGCCAAAAAGGCCUGAGGAAAAUAACAAUUCAAAAAUGGAUCAGUCUGAAGAAACAUUACGUAAACUAUUGGAAAGGGAACUCCGGCUGCUCGAUCCUCGAGAUUUGCGCUCUCAUGCCUGGUACCAUGGCAGCACACUUCGAGGAGGUCGCAAAGGGGCUGAAGCUGAAGUACCAAACGAGGGUGACUUCCUAGUUCGAGACUGUGCAUCUCAACCCGGCAACUACGUUCUCACUGUGCGUUGUAAGGGGCAAGCUCUUCAUUUCGUUAUCAACAAAGUUGUCCUUCAACCAGAAACUGUUUACGAACGAGCACAAUAUCAAUUCGAGGAUGAAGCCUUUGAUACCGUCGCUGACUUGAUAACAUUCUAUGUUGGUAGUGGUAGGCCAAUAAGUCAAGCAAGUGGAGCCAGAAUUAUUAAUCCAAGACCAAGAUCCGCACCUAUUACUUGUGUUCCUCAAGGGAAUCAUUGUUCUAGUCCCUCCUCCUCCUCCUCCCUGUCGACAAGUUCUCCGCCACGACUACCUAGAAAACAACAACGAAGCCAUUCCCUAACACCUCAACAGCACACCCUCGAUCAUUCCAAACUUCCCAACACUAAAAAUUCAUCUAUACAAUCAAGCACCUUACCACGAAUACCCCAAAUACAAAAUCAAUCACCCUCCUGCUCACUUUCAUUGGGACGACAAAAAAUCACCAGGGUCAUUUCUGAUCCAAUAAUUCAACAUCCCCAACAAUCAUUUCUUCAACAACAAUCAAAUUCUCAACAACAUCAAUUGAAUCAUCAUCAAUUACCAGCAUCGUCAAUACAACAACAAUCGAAUCAAAAUCAUCUUCAAUUGGCAAAUCAAAAAAUACCAACACCACCGCCAAAACCACCUCGAAUUCCCUAUACUCCGAAUCACCUCAAUCAUCUCAAUCAUCAUCAUCAUAAUCUACAUCAUCAUCAUCACCAUCAUGGUUAUCAAGCGUCGGGCAGCGACAGUGGUAACGGAUCUGGUGACAGUGAAUUUGAAAAUAAUUCCGGUAGUCAAACAUCAUCGGCACCAAUCAAAGGCGUUGUCAUUCGAAGUCAUUAUAAUGUGAAUGAAGGCGCUAACGGUAAUACAAGCGAAUAUGAACUCUCAACUGAAGAGCAACUUGUGGUGGCGGCACCGACUCUGGAAAUAGCAACUGCUCUUGACCUCGAGGGUUUCACGACACUGUUGCUCCCGGCUGGUGAGCAUCGACCUCUGGACCCAACGGCACUGAGAGGCGUUUCUGGAAUGUUGCAUGACUCGGCGCCAAGGGUACUUGCCUCGCACCUCACGAGAAUUGACCUUGAGAUAGCGUUAAACGCUGGUAUGGGAAGUCGUGGUGGAUUAAGUGGAUUGGAAUUAGCGACACUGCCUCAUGGUCGUCAGGCGAGAUUAGAUCUCAUUGAGAGAUCAGAGUGUAUGAAAUUAUUGGUGGCUGUGACAGUAUUGGCUGGUGCAAAUGCAAUUGAACGUGCAACAACAAUCAGCAAAUGGAUUAAAGUUGCAAUUGAUACAAAAACUGCCCUUGGAAAUCUCUAUGGAUUUUGUAGUAUUAUGUUGGGUCUCUGUUUGCCCCAAAUUCAAAAACUUGCCAACACUUGGCAUUUAUUGCGACAGAAAUAUACUGAUGAGGCUUUUAGUUUUGAGGCAAAACUCAGGCCCACCUUGAGGGCAAUGAACGAAUGCAAUAAUCCCCAGGCACCAAAUACCACACUUCCACAUUUACUGCCUAUCGCUCUAUUGGGUGAACGUGGACUUGAGGAUAUUCUAGGAACAGUUUCGCCAUCAGGCUUAGCGGCGGCAAUUCUUUCACCCUGGGAACAUUCAGCUUCAGAUUGUGGUCUCUCAAUUGUCUGGGCUCAUCUCGAGGCAUCUCGAAAAUUAACUGAAAAUCUUCCCCUUUUUCGAAGAAAUGCCGAAAUAGCCUUAGAUGGCUGUCGAAGUGAUGAAUUACUCGCUGACGCCUUUCGUACAGAAUUUCAUAUAAAAUUUUUAUGGGGUAGUAGGGGGGCUACAGUAGGUCCAGAAGAGAGGUACCUUAAAUUCUCUCAAGUUCUUGAUGCAAUGUUCGAAAAAUGCGCUGCUUCCGAAAUAUCAGCGUGAAUUUUUUUUUUUAAAUUAAAACAAAAGACUCAUUUUAUCUAAAAGAUCAAAAAAUGGGAUUUUUACGCACACAAAAUUGUCAUUAAAAGACAAUUAAAAAAAAAAAAAAAAAAAUGACUGAAAAUAUUCUCUGGGAAACAGUACUUACAUUAUUUGCAUAUAAGCAAACAAUGUGUUUCUAUAAUGUGAAUCUUUAAUAAAAUAUAAUAUAUAAAUAUAUUAUGUCCCACUGUAAAAAUUUCGAAUAUUAUAUACAAAGAGAUUUUGAUAACAACAAAAAAAAGUAAUUUAGUGGGAAUUAAAAAAAAGAAAUAUCAAACGACUUUCAUAAAGCCUAAUUGCGCAUUUUGUACAACAUUUUCGUUUUUUAGGAUUUUUAUGUAUAAAUAAAAUAUAGCAUCUUGAGAUUUACUGUACUGUAGAGAAAAUCGUAUACAAUUUUAUCGAAAGUAUAAGGUGCAAUUUAUUAAAUGUCGUGUGCUCUCAACAUCAACACCAUUGACAAUACGAAAGUUUAACGCGUCCAAAGAAUAAGAGAGCAUCGUGUCAACCAAAUAAGUUACCAGGAAUAUUGUGUACUUAAAAUAAUUCACUGUAUAUUAUAUAUAAUAUAUAUACAUAUAUAUUAUAUUGUAAAUGUUGUUUAUGUUUGUUUAUACUAUUAUAAAGUCAAAAUAAUACUAAAACUAUGUGCAA
Messenger RNA from Leptopilina boulardi, 3540 nucleotides. RefSeq names its product SH2 domain-containing protein 3C. NCBI's taxonomy places the organism in Eukaryota, Metazoa, Arthropoda, Insecta, Hymenoptera, Figitidae. Gene Ontology annotation, molecular function: guanyl-nucleotide exchange factor activity; phosphotyrosine residue binding. The transcript is spliced from 6 exons. Bases 361 to 2844 code for a protein of 827 amino acids. The record is from RefSeq and is a predicted model, not a curated record. Gene Ontology annotation, biological process: small GTPase-mediated signal transduction; positive regulation of peptidyl-serine phosphorylation.